AUACAUAUUUUCCGGCCCAACGUAUCUCUAAUAUCUUGCAGUGAUUUCGAUAGCACUGCCUUUGCGAUCGAUCAAGGAGUAAUAUCAAAACUAGGUUGGGAAUUUGAUAAACCAAACCCUGAUAUAUGUAUGAAGAGGUACCUUUAUAUAUAGAUAAAAGCUUUCUUCGUCUUCGAGAAGUCAAGACGAGAGGAUAGACAAUAUGAUGAUAAUAUCCGAUCUUCCACACGAUUUAGAAUCAGAGAUACUCUCUAGGGUUCCGGCCAAAUCUCUAUGGGAACUGAGAGCUACUUGCAAACGUUGGUACGCUCUACUCAGAGAUCCGUGGUUCGUGGAGAAGAACAAGAAGAUGGGUAAAGCUGUAAGAGAGUCGAUGUUACUGAGCAAUCUUAGGGUUAGUUCAAUUGCUGGCGACCUUCAUGGACUUUACAACAACGGCGUCGAACCAUCUAUCAUGGUCACCGGUAAACUUGGAAGUCUAGAGGAUUCAAAGGAUUUGAAAUUCUCUCAUAUAUUUCACUGUGACGGUUUAAUGUUAUGCUACACAAAGGGAAACACUAGACUGUUGGUUUGGAACCCAUGUACUGGUGAAACGAUGAAUAUCGAACCCAGAACUCGUUACGAACGUAAUGAUACCUAUGCUCUAGGAUACAGCACAUCUUCUUCUUCUGGCCAUAGCUACAAAAUUUUGAGGUAUUGGUAUUAUGAAAACGACCAGAAAGAGUGGAUUGCUGAGAGUGAGAUCUAUGAGCUUAGCUCUGAUUCUUGGAGGGUUAAUCUUGAUUCCUUCACUUGUGACUACACCUUGUCUUGCGAAGGCAUAACUGUGAAGGGAAAUCAUUAUUUGGUUGCUGAAAAUGAAGAAACCGUUUUUUUCUUGAUGAAGUUUGAUUUCACGACCGAGAGAUUUGUGCGUCUCCCUCUUCCGUUUCAGAGUUUUAAUUCUGAAAACACCGUAGUAGCUCUGUCUGUUGUUAAGGAUGAAAAGCUCUCGGUGUUACAUCAGAAUAUAUAUCCAUGGUCAAAUGUGAUGAGGAUAUGGGUGACCAAUAAUGUUGAUGAGGACUUGUCAUGGAGGAGCGACUUUGUCUUGACGGUGGAUUUUGAUAAAUUUGACCUCCCAAGUGUGGUGAAUGUGACAAGCUUCUUGUUGGACGAGGAGAAUAAAGUGGCAGUGUGUUGUGACAAAGACCCGGAUGAUAAAGAUAAGACCAGAAUGUACAUUGUUGGAGAGGAUAUGUAUAAACAAGUUUAUAAAGAUAAUGUAGAGGCAUCUCGUUUCAACUGGCCACUUGUCCUCACUUAUGUUCCAAGCUUGGUUUGCAUUCAGAAGAAAACACCAAGAACAAGAAGGCGUAAGAGAAGAAGAUUGUCCUUUAAAUGCAUUAAUUGAUCUUCUUUUGAGCAUAGAUCACUUACGGUGUUGUUUCUAUUUUAGUUGAUACUUGAUUAAGCUUUCCUUGUCACUCUUUCGAACAUUGGAUCUUUAUCACAAUUACAUUAUUCUGCUUUAUCAUGAUCUAAUCAUCUUUACUCAAUUGUUCCCUUGCGUCUUCAACCUCUAUAAUCAUCGAAAAAUUAAACAGUGUAAUCAUCUUUACUCAAUUGUUCCCUUGCGUAGUAGACAUAGUUCGUUUUACUGGGAUGUUUAUAUAUCCAG
Brassica napus (rape) is the source of this 1660-nucleotide messenger RNA. Its product is annotated as putative F-box/kelch-repeat protein At3g17540. The record is from RefSeq and is a predicted model, not a curated record. Bases 203 to 1393 code for a protein of 396 amino acids. The transcript has a single exon. Gene Ontology annotation, molecular function: protein binding. Lineage: Eukaryota; Viridiplantae; Streptophyta; Magnoliopsida; Brassicales; Brassicaceae.